GCCAAACCCAAAUUCAAAUGAAAUUUAAUUACACGCGUAGAUUACGUGCAUGUCAUGAAAUCCGUGUCCCCUCCAACGAACCCCACCAAAGAAAGAAACCCAAGGAAAGGAGAGAGAGAAAACAUCCUUUUCUUUUGUCAAAGUUUCUAGAGUGAGAAACCCAAACCAAAAACCUUUUUUUUUUUUUAAGUUUAUAUUAAUUGAUUUUUCCACAGAGAAACACGGAGAGAAGAGAGAGAAAGCGCCUGCCGCUAUAUUCGGCGGAGAUUUUAGUGGUGGUGCCACCCUGCUAACUUGCACCUCGUCUGCCACUUCAUUUGCUAAAUUACGCGGGACGGCCAUUUUUUUCCUUGCUUUGACCUUAUAUUUACAAGAUUCUGGUGGACUUGAUUUUAUUGUAUUGUUGCUGUUUUUGGUUUGGAGUGAAAUGGGUUAAGCUUGAAUUGGCUAAAGUUUGACUCUUUUUGAGCUUUUUGGUCUCAAAGGUGUUGUUUGUAAGAAAAGAAGUAAAAAAAUGGGUGAUAGUGAAGAAGGUAACACUGGUGUGAUGCAAAGGAUUCAAUCUUCAUUUGGAACAUCACCAUCUUCAAUUCCUAAGCAACCAAUGAGCCAUCUUGAAAUACCUCAGUUGAAUCCUAAUCAAAUCAGGGCUGCUAGACAUUUCUCUCAUUUUGGCCAAAGCUUUAAUGGUGGUGAUGCUAGUAAUAAAAGAGUUGGUAUCCCUCCUUCAUACCCUAACCAGAUCCCGCCCAUUUCGCCUUAUUCACAGAUUCCAGUGUCCCGCUCGAUGAACCAGCAAAUGGGUUCUCAGAGUUUUAUUCAGGGACCUGCUCAUUCGCGGUCUUUGUCUCAGCCUUCUUCCUUCUUUUCACUUGAUUCAUUGCCACCCUUAAGCCCUUCCCCAUUUCGUGAUUCUUCGUCUGUGGCGGUUUCAGACCAAAUUUGUACUGAUGUGUCUAUGGACGAAAGGGAUGCAGCUUCGCAUUCUUUGUUGCCACCCUCACCUUUUUCUAGGGGGAAUUCUCCACGGGUUGGAGAGAGUUUGCCCCCUCGAAAAUCACAUAGGAGGUCGAGUAGUGAUAUUCCAUUUGGAUUUAAUACAAUAAUGCAAUCUUCGCCACCUCUUAUUCCCUUAAAGGGUGCAGGUGGUUUGGAACCAUCCGUGUCUGUUAAGGAAAAUUCGGGUGUGCCUAAGCCAGCUCAGUUGGUGAAAAAGGAAACGAGUUGGGUGAGAGGUGCUGAUGGCAAUGCGGAAGGAAUGGGUGAGAGGAAAUCGGAGGGGGAAGCUGUGGAUGAUUUGUUUUCAGCUUAUAUGAAUUUGGAUAAUAUUGAUGCUUUGAAUUCUUCGGGCACUGAUGAUAAGAACAAUGGUAACGAGAAGCAUGAAGAUUUGGAUAGCAGAGCAAGUGGAACAAAGACCAAUGGAGGUGAUAGCAGCGAUAAUGAAGCGGAAAGCAGUGUGAAUGAAAGUGGGAACAGUGCACCACAGGGUGGAAUGAAUUCAACUGAGAAAAGGGAAGGGAUCAAAAGGAGUGCAGGAGGAGACAUUGCUCUAGCCGGUAGACAUUAUAGAAGUGUUUCCAUGGAUAGUUUUAUGGGGAAGUUGAACUUUGGUGAUGAGUCUCCAAAAUUACCACCUUCGCCUGGAACUCGCCCUGGACAACUCUCACCUAGCAAUUCAAUUGAUGGGAAUUCAGCUGCCUUUAGUUUGGAGUUUGGAAAUGGUGAGUUCAGUGCGGCUGAACUGAAGAAAAUUAUGGCAAAUGAGAAGCUUGCUGAGAUUGCAAUGACUGACCCAAAGCGUGCAAAGAGGAUAUUGGCAAAUCGUCAAUCAGCUGCCCGUUCCAAAGAGCGGAAGAUGCGGUAUAUUUCAGAAUUGGAGCACAAGGUUCAGACUCUCCAGACUGAAGCUACCACAUUGUCUGCUCAGCUAACACUUUUACAGAGAGAUUCUGUUGGGCUUACAAAUCAGAACAAUGAGUUGAAGUUUUGUCUUCAAGCCAUGGAGCAACAAGCACAACUACGUGAUGCUCUAAACGAAGCAUUAACUGCGGAGGUUCGGCGAUUAAAGCUCGCUACUCAAGAGCAAGGUGGUGAUUCUGACCCCUCUAAGGGCAUAGUUUCCCAGCAGGUUUCUGUUAACCACCAGAUGUUCCAGCUACACCAGCAGCAUUCUUCCCAGGCUAACAUUCCUCAUCAGUUCCAGCAGCGGCCACCACCACAGCCCCAACAGCAGAAUGGGAACACAACUGGAAAAACAGAGUCGAAUCAGUAGCUUGUGACUUUCGCAAGAGUUGAAACAUCACGAUGCUAUUUCACCAUGAUAUUAUUCCCUAAUUUCUUCGCGUGCAUUCAUUCAUUAGUUUUCAAAUCUCCAUCUUCAACGAGUUUCAUGGUUGUGGUAAUUACAGUUCAACCUAGCAUGGGAUAUGCAUCUCCAACUUAAACACGCUUCAUGGAACCUUGCUUCGGAUCUCCAUCUCGGAUCAUGGAAUGAAGUAACAUACAGCUUAAAUAAUCAUAAAUCGUUUAUAGUAAUCUUUUAUUUAUUCAUGGUAGACGAUAAUAUUGGAAUGUAAACAUUAAGUUGACAUGAUUUGUUGCAUUGCAUUAACAUUAGAAGAGUUGAACUUAACACUUCAGUCUUUUGUUUCGUUUAAAGAGUUGGGUAUUUCGUUUCAACUGUUUGCCAAUUGGCUUGGCUUGCACGGUUUGUUUAAAGAUGUUGGGGGGAUCAUAAAUUUGAAGCCACCUUGAAAAGUUUGUCUUAGAGACAUCUAUUAAAUGAUUCAUUAU
Molecule: messenger RNA, 2796 nt
Organism: Durio zibethinus
Lineage: Eukaryota; Viridiplantae; Streptophyta; Magnoliopsida; Malvales; Malvaceae
Product: bZIP transcription factor 29-like
Biological process (GO): regulation of DNA-templated transcription
Cellular component (GO): nucleus
Molecular function (GO): DNA-binding transcription factor activity
Source: RefSeq, a predicted model, not a curated record